UAAUAAUGUCAUUUCCAGGUACUCCACACUCCCCAUCUUACUUUCUACACUUAGUUUGAAUGGUUUUAAGGUUGAAGUGAAGAUUGCUUCAGAUAAUAGAAACUGAGUUUCCAUGUCUUGGUCAGACUCAUCAGAUCACAACUUAUUCUCUUCUAGCCUUGCAAGCUAUCUUGAUAGAAAGAUUCUAAUAUUACUGCGAGAUGGCAGAAAACUCUUGGGAACGUUACGUUCUUUCGAUCAAUAUGCAAAUAUAGUAUUGGAAGGUACCUCUGAAAGAGUAAUGGUUGGAAAUCUCUAUUGCGACAUACCUUUGGGUCUCUAUGUCAUUCGUGGGGAGAAUGUUGUGCUGAUCGGAGAACGGGAGUCUGCCGAGGAGGAGCUUUCGCCACACAUGACUUGUGUGUCCGCAGCAGAAAUCAAAAGGGCUGAAAAGGCAGACAAUGCAGCAGAACUUAAGGGUUCCAUGAGAAAGAGAAUGGAAUUUCUUGACUUUGACUAGACGAACUAUCUUUAGAUGGGCAAAGUGAAAAGUAGGAUUGGCACAUCACUCUAUUCCAAUAAAAAAAAAACGCUGUCAUCCAUGAGAUCGGGAUAUCACUCUAUAUAUUUUGCAUGGGGUGGAUCAGAUGUAGUUAAGGAUAUGAAUCCAAUAAUUUUGGCUCAGAUUCUACAUAUGUAUUUAAAAAAUUCACUAAAAAAAUACAGUAAAUCAAAUGAAUUGUAGUGAAAUUUUGAAAUAAAAUUCAUUAUAUUUAAAUCUUGAAACAGCCUCUUGAUUUUGCAAGGGCAGAAACUUUUGGUCCUCUAAAGUUUAAUGGUGGAACGAUGAGGAUGCAACGUACGUUGGAGAGGAGAAAAGGCGUGCGUAAAGACUAAAGAGGACAGAAAAAAGAGGCAGAUAGAUCUAGUGGAGCAAAAAUAGGUAGAGUGGGACUAGGGGCGGAUUUAGAGUAGUAGCGUCAGGUUUAUCUGAACUUAUAACUUUCGACGUGAAGCAUAAAUUUAUGUA
Nicotiana tabacum (common tobacco) is the source of this 1009-nucleotide messenger RNA. Its product is annotated as sm-like protein LSM1B. Gene Ontology annotation, biological process: deadenylation-dependent decapping of nuclear-transcribed mRNA. The record is from RefSeq and is a predicted model, not a curated record. NCBI's taxonomy places the organism in Eukaryota, Viridiplantae, Streptophyta, Magnoliopsida, Solanales, Solanaceae. Gene Ontology annotation, cellular component: Lsm1-7-Pat1 complex; P-body. Gene Ontology annotation, molecular function: mRNA binding.